Messenger RNA from Plasmodium inui San Antonio 1, 1146 nucleotides. RefSeq lists its product as hypothetical. Lineage: Eukaryota; Apicomplexa; Aconoidasida; Haemosporida; Plasmodiidae. The record is from RefSeq and is a predicted model, not a curated record. The coding region runs from base 1 to 1146 and encodes 381 amino acids. The transcript is spliced from 2 exons.
AUGGCUAAGGAUACAAGACUAGACGUUCCUUUUAAAAACUAUAUAUUAUCACUAGGAAGCUCCGGAAGAAUCGGCAGAUCAAAAGACAGCUUCUCAGAUUCAGGGGAAGGAGAAGCGAGGUUAGAGUGGUUAAGUACUAGUGGUUCCGAGGAAAUCGAGAAAUGGAACAAGUUCAAGGAACUCUUUCCUGAGGAAGACAAAAGCAGUUCACUAUGGCAGUAUACCCUUUGGGUCUGUAUGAGAUUGGAGAUGUGGUGGAAUACGUUACCGACAGGGGCAAAAGCGGGGGCAUAUCAGUUUCCUGAAAAUUGUGAUAUUCCUGCAUUAGGAAUACAACAGGGCAGAUUGAUACGUGAUAGUCACUGCCAGCCAACCCACAAGGUGUGUAGUUGGGAUACCAAAGGGAGAACCAAGAUCUUCAAAAGAAGUACAGAGGAGGGCCGUGGAUUGAGUAUAUGUCGAGAGUUGGUUUAUCAGGUGAUGUUAUCGUUUGGGGUCGUAAAUACAGAUAAUAGAACAAGAGAUGAAAUAAAGCGGAAGAAUCCGUGUAUGACGUUAUAUAGGAGUCUGACAAGUUGGGGAGGAAAGGAAAUUGCCAAACAGAUAAUAACAGACUGGUUCAUGAGCCUCGGGGAAGGGACCCAGGGGGGUCUCUCAGAUUCCUUAGUAGGGACAGAUUUAUAUGAAGUAUUGACAGAGAUAGUCUAUGGAAAGGGCAAGGGGGAUAAGAGUUUCACUUGUGAGAAGACUACAGAUGAGGGAGAAAUCGAGAGGGACGGCUUGGGGCCCUUUAGAUUCCGAGAAAGGGACACUCAAGAUGGAGGAGGGGGGGAGAAGUUGAAUAGUCUUUCAACACAACAAUAUAGGGACUUGGAGGAGCGAAUGAGGAAAGAAAUAUCCGCCGGGGGGGCGGGUCUAGAGGGGCCUAAAGGACGUCACACGUCCCCAGAGGGGAGUUCAGGUGACACGAAUUCUAGAAUCGUGCAGGCUCAGGAAGGGAAAGGGCAAUCAGGUGGCGGGGGGCUAACGGGGAAACGGGACUUUGGGGAGGAUUUGGGAUAUGGGCAGCGUAAGGACGAAAUUGGGUCCUCAAUUGGCCCUAUCUUGGGGGGGGGGAUAGAUUUAUGGUUUAAGAUGAUGAGUUAA